Molecule: messenger RNA, 3420 nt
Organism: Megalops cyprinoides (Indo-Pacific tarpon)
Lineage: Eukaryota; Metazoa; Chordata; Actinopteri; Elopiformes; Megalopidae
Gene: mcm9
Product: minichromosome maintenance 9 homologous recombination repair factor
Exons: 12
Coding region: 1-3420 (1139 amino acids)
Biological process (GO): double-strand break repair via homologous recombination
Cellular component (GO): MCM complex; nucleus
Molecular function (GO): ATP hydrolysis activity; single-stranded DNA binding; ATP binding
Source: RefSeq, a predicted model, not a curated record
AUGGCGCUAACCGCUGAGCAGGUUGCGAUGAUAGGGCAGGUGUUUGAGUCUUACGUGACAGAGCACCACAGGGGCGACAUCCUCCACAUCCUGGAACAGCCCGACGAAGACGCCCACUAUCCCGUCGUGGUGAACGCCAUGACACUCUUCGAGGCCAACAUGGAGGUGGCGGAGUACUUCAACGCCCUCCCCAGCGAGGUCCUGCCUGUGUUCGAUAACGCCCUGCACAGAGCGGCCCUGGCCGCGUCGCAGUCCUCCCCUGAGCACGGGCAGUGCAAGGUCAAGCAGAAUCUGCACACCAGGAUUUCAGGGUUACCAGUCUGCCCCGAGCUGACGAGAGACCAGAUCCCCAGGUCCCGCGACGUGGGCCACUUCCUGUCCGUCACGGGCACCGUCAUCCGCACCGGCACGGCCAAGGUGCUGGAGUUCGAGCGCGACUUCAUGUGCGCGAAGUGCCGGCACGUGUUCGCGGUGCAGGCGGACUUCGAGCAGUUCUACGCCGUCACGCCCCCCACGCGCUGCCCCAACGAGGAGGGCUGCGGCUCCUUCAGCUUCACCUGCCUGUCGGGCAGCUCCUCCUCCCCGGCCGUCUGCAGAGACUACCAGGAGAUCAAGAUCCAGGAGCAGGCCCAGAAGCUGUCUGUGGGCAGCAUCCCUCGAUCUAUGCUGGUUAUCCUUGAGGAUGAUCUGGUAGACAGCUGUAAAUCAGGUGAUGACAUCACGGUGUACGGUGUGGUUCGGCAGCGGUGGAAGCCCCUGUACCAGGACUCCCGCUGCGAUCUGGAGAUCGUCCUGAAGGCCAACUUCAUUGAGGUCAACAAUGAGCAGUCCACUGCUGCCCUGGUCCUUGAGGACAUCCAGAAGGAGUUUGAAGACUUCUGGGACAAAUACAGAGACGAUCCUUUAGCAGGCAGGAACCAGAUUCUGAUGAGCCUGUGCCCGCAGGUAUUUGGGAUGUACAUUGUCAAGCUGGCGGUUGCCAUGGUUUUGGCAGGUGGCAUACAAAGAAUAGAUGCUUCUGGAACAAAGGUCAGAGGUGAGUCUCACCUGUUGUUGGUGGGAGACCCAGGAACAGGCAAGUCCCAGUUUCUGAAGUACGCUGCGAAGAUCACACCCCGAUCUGUCCUCACUGCGGGAAUCGGCUCCACAAAUGCGGGGUUGACAGUGGCAGCAGUGAAGGAUUCUGGGGAAUGGCACCUGGAGGCUGGGGCGCUGGUGCUGUCUGAUGGGGGGCUGUGCUGCAUCGAUGAGUUUAACAGCAUCAAGGAGCACGACCGGACCAGCAUCCAUGAGGCCAUGGAGCAGCAGACCAUCAGCGUGGCCAAAGCCGGACUGGUGUGCAAGCUGAACACGAGGACCACCAUCCUGGCAGCCACCAAUCCGAAGGGGCAAUAUGACCCCAACGUGUCGGUGUCUGUGAACGUGGCACUCGCCAGCCCGCUGCUGAGCCGCUUCGACCUGGUUCUGGUUCUGCUGGACACCAGGAACCCAGAGUGGGACCGAAUCAUCUCCUCCUUCAUCCUGCAGAACAAAGGUGGCAGGAGUGAGUCGGAGUCCCUUUGGAGCAUGGAGAAGAUGAAGGCCUACUUCUGCCUGGUGAAGAGCCUGCAGCCAAGGAUGUCACAGGAAGCCAACUCCAUCCUGGUGCGGUACUACCAGCUACAGAGGCAGAGUACCAGCAGGAACGCAGCCCGAACCACCAUCCGCAUGCUGGAGAGUCUCGGACGCCUGGCGGAGGCUCAUGCCAGGUUGAUGUUCCGGGAUACUGUGACUGUGGAGGAUGCUGUCAUUGUUGUUUCAGUCAUGGAGUGCUCCAUGCAGGGUGGUGCUCUCCUAGGGGACGUGAACGCUCUACACACCUCCUUCCCUGACGACCCCAGUAAGCUGUACAGGACUCAGUGUGAGAUUCUACUGGAGGGACUGGGUCUGACCAAUCUCCUCAGGAAAGAGCUGGACAGGCUCUCACGGCUGCAGAAUAAAGGUGGAAAUUCACAAUCGCCUCCCAGGGAGGAGCAGCGGAGUACUAUCAGGAACCGCUCUGUGGACCAGGAAGCCCCCCUGCCAUGGAGCCAGGAUGGAUCCAGGAGGAACAGCGGUUCUGAUACCGGACUGGACUGGUUUAACUCAUUGUCUGGGCCCUCACGGUUAUCACCAAUUGCUCCAGCUUCCCAGAAUGCAUUGGUGGACACCAGGGCUGUGCCAGAGGACCGCAGCCUAUUAUCAGGCAACAGCGGCACCGGGUCUUGGACAGGAAAGGACUCAGCGCGGGGUAAAGAGCGAAUCGGAAGCACGGGCGAGGCGGUCAGCUCCGCCCACAGAAACACAGCACCAAAGGGAAGUGAACUGGAUUCUGUCACUGAGACAGUUUCCAAGAGGCUGCGAGGAAAAAGGCUCAAAAAGAUGAGCACCACACCCCUCAGAGGUGGUGGAGCUGAAGGGGUGGGAGCUGCUAGCCAUGACGACGGCACAGAUGAUCUGGACCUGCUUUUCUCCACAGACGCGCUGCCCUCGCACAGUACGCCAGUUGCUGCCAAAAAGCGACUCUCAAAGAAGAGCAGAGGCCCUCACGUCUCCUCCAUCGAUGACACCCCUGACACUGAGGGUGACCCAAACUCCCUACGGUCCAAAUUCUCCUCCUUCACCUUCAGGCCCAGAGAGAAACUGGGCUGCGGGGAGCCCAACAGCAGGACCCUCCCAGAGCGAACGGAGGACAGCGUAGACACAGGAAAGGGCCUCAGAGUGCUGGAAAAUGCAGAGAAAGAGGCUGCUCUCACAGAGAGGGAGAAGGUUCCUCUUGCAGAGAGGAAGCGGGCCCCUCUCACAGAGAGGAACGGCGCUGCUCUCAGAGAGGGGAAAGAGGCUUCACUCUCAGAGAGCAGGACAGAAACGUCUGCCGAGGGGAGGGGUGAAGAGAAGAGAGACACAGAGCAGCCAGCAGAGGGCAGCAGCGCAAGCAGGAAACUAAGGCUCAAAGUGAUGUCAGAGGCAAAAGACUACCUAGCUGAGAGGUCACGUGACCAGGGUGAGGGGAGUGUGGGUGCCGCCGCAGCCGGGGGCGAGAGGCGGCAGCGACUACUGCAGAGGCUGAGCGCUGCGCCCGCUGGAGAGCCCGACUCCUCAAAGACCCAGGUGUCUUCCUCCACCCUGACCAAACUUUCUCACUUCCACUUCACGGCGUCCGCAGACAAGCAGCCUGGGGCGUCAGCCUGCGAGGGAGCCGACGCCGGGGCGGGCCAGGGUCACGACCCUGCCGCAGGGCGUGCUGGGACGAUCCCCAGAAAGAGGAAGUGUUUCGAGCUCGGCACGGGGGGGUCUAAAGUGGUCCUCCCGGGUCAAUCUCUGUUCAGCUCCUCAGUCUUAGACGAUGGAGAACUGGAUAUAGACUGGGACGAGGAGUCAAAAAAGAGGCCCAAAGUGUGA